This is a messenger RNA of Stylophora pistillata, 3603 nucleotides long. RefSeq names its product atrial natriuretic peptide receptor 1. Gene Ontology annotation, molecular function: ATP binding; guanylate cyclase activity; adenylate cyclase activity. Gene Ontology annotation, biological process: intracellular signal transduction; cGMP biosynthetic process; receptor guanylyl cyclase signaling pathway. Lineage: Eukaryota; Metazoa; Cnidaria; Anthozoa; Scleractinia; Pocilloporidae. The record is from RefSeq and is a predicted model, not a curated record. Gene Ontology annotation, cellular component: plasma membrane.
UGGAUAAAUUGGCCCAUGCGCGCUCCAUUCGAAUUCGUUUAUUUUCCUCCAACUAAAACAAAUCUACAUCUGUCUUCUUUUUGUUUUGCUGACACCCAACACCUUAUACUAAUGCAAGCUUAUUUCCAAGGAGAUUUCGUUCAAAGUAAUGGAACUGGAGUCGAUAUACGAUGCCAUUUGGAUCAGAAAGCUUCUAGCACCUUCCUCAGAGCUUUUGUAAUGAAUUGGCAAACUCUUAGAGAGUUUAGCUCGAAAUAUGGAGGUUCAACAAUACUAUAAUACAUGAAGCUGAUACAUUUUGUUCAUCACUGCCAGUAGCAUCAGCGAAUAUGAAAACAAAGCUUCUUAUGGCCUUAAUCGUUGCUAUUUUCAAUGGUCUUUUCCAUCGUCUGUCAACUUCUGAAGAAAUAAGACUAGGAGCUCUGAUAGCGUGGAAUGGAACUUGGCCAGUGGGACCGAGAAUGGCAUCAGCGUUGCUUGUUGCCUUUGAUACGAUAAAGAACGAUCUCAACCUGCUGCCAAAUUAAAACUUUACAUAUUACUGGCAAGAUAGCGCUUGUGAUACCGGUGCCACGCUGAGAUCCAUGGUCGACUUACAAGCGAAGAAGCCACCAAUUCAUGCCUUUCUCGGGCCAGGCUGUUCUGUUGGAUGUAUACCAGGUGGUUAUUUAGCAGCGUACUGGGAAAAGCCUAUGAUAUCAUUUGCUUGUGGCGAAUCUGCGCUUUCAGAUAAAAAGAAAUAUCCAACAUUCGUUCGAACAGUUGGAACGUACGCACAAACCGGAAAGUUUUUUCUGAAUAUUAUGCAAAAAUAUAGCUGGAGUCGUGUUGGGAUUCUAGCCUCCACAGAAAGCCUAUGGUCGCAAGUUGCUAAUUUUGUGAGAGACGAAAUUGAUGGUAGCACAAGCGGGAAAUUCACUGUCGCUUCUUUUCACGUAUUCAGCCCCGGUAUUACGACCGAUGAGCAAUUCAAAAAUAUGUUGAGUUCUGCGAGAGAAGAGGCACAUGUUUUUAUCCUUAUUGGCUAUGGAAACUCGAUACGGCAGAUCAUGUUAAACCUGCACGAUUUAGAGAUGAUUUCGACAACAUACGCCUUGUUCACCUUUGAAAUCACACCCGAAAACUGUAAGGGGAACGACGGAAGGGACAAAGAAGCUUGUGAAGCAUUCGAAGGCCUCAUGGACAUUGCUAAUUAUGUUCCAGUAAAUACGGCAUACAAGAAGUUUGAGGAAAAAGUUCGACAGAAAAUGCCUGAGUUCGCUGGCUUAGGAUAUCAGAUGCCACAGCGUGAUGAGGUGGAUAUCUACGCGGGUUUUCUCCAUGAUGCAGUGGUAUUGUAUGCUCGAGCAGCCCAUGACCUUUUACGAGCUGGAGGAGACCUUGCGGAUGGAGAAGCACUGAUCAAGCGCAUGACAAACAGAAGCUUUGAGGGUGUUUCUGGGCUAGUUUUUAUAGAUGAAAAUGGGGAUAGAGCGAUCACCCUCCAAAUGAAGAACUUUCAAAAUGGCAGAAUGGUUCGUGUUGCAAACUACUUUCGGCACUCCGAAGAACUCGAGUUCAUAAACGCAACGACUCUUUGGCCAGGAGGGUCUGUAGUUGCUCCAUUGGGAAGACCUAAGUGUGGCUUUAACAGAGAAUUCUGCUCGUCUCCAGUGAUUUGGAGGAUCGCUGUUUAUGCACUCUCAGCCUUCACUGCUCUUAUAAUUUGCAUGGGUGUUCUUCUUGUUUAUUACAAGAGGAAAGCAUUUGAGUCGUCACUUCAGAGCCAACGUUGGAAAAUUUCUUCGGCAGAUAUAAACUUUACAAGAAAAGCUCUGGAUGGAAGAAGCAUGAUCUCAACAUCUAGCAUUGGCUCUGGUGACAGCAGUAUGAAUUCGAGAGCCUUAGAGGAAGAUGAAAUAAGAGGACAAGUAUUUACAAAAGUGGCAAUUUUUAAGUCCACAGUGGUAGCAGUUAAGAAGCUGAGAAAGACGCACAUAACUUUGUCAAGGACAAUUCUCAUGGAAUUAAAAGAGGUUUACGAGCUUCAACAUCCAAAUAUCAAUCGAUUCAUCGGUGCGUGCAUGGACUCGCCAGAUAUAUGGAUUUUAACACAGUACUGUAACAAGGGAAGUCUGCAGGAUGUUUUGAAUAAUGAGAAGAUGAAGCUUGACUGGAUGUUUAAAAUGUCCUUUGCAUCCGAUAUCGCAAGAGGAAUGUUUUUCUUACACAAAAGCUCAAUUCUUUACCAUGGUGACCUGCGGUCUUCAAACUGUGUCGUAGACAGCCGUUGGGUUUGUAAAAUAACCGAUGUCGGACUAGAAAAUUUUAAAGCAGGACAGAAGGUUGACUCGUAUCUUGGUCUUGAUGCGGAAUAUAACAAACUUUUGUGGCGAGCACCGGAGCACCUGGAUGGCAGGAAUGAUUUAUCUAAGUCACAAAUGGGAGAUGUCUACAGCUACGGCAUUAUUCUGCAAGAGAUUCUUCUUAGAGGUCUGCCAUAUGCCAUGAAUGACUUCAUGGAGGCAAAAACAAUUGUCAGCAAGGUACAGAAAAGAGAGAACCCUCCCUUUCGUCCAGUCAUUCCAUCCAGCUUUGGAAAUGGACUGUACGUGAGAAUGAUGCGAUCCUGUUGGAGUGAUGACCCAACUUUACGGCCAAGAUUCAGUGACGUUCUUCAAACAAUAAAAGGAAUUAACAAUGGAAAAGACAUCAACAUCAUGGACAACAUGAUAUCACUGAUGGAAAAAUAUACAGACCAUCUGGAAGAGAUCGUCAGAGAGAGAACUGAACAACUGGAGGAAGAGAAACAAAAGACAGACGCCCUGCUAUACAGAAUGCUGCCAAAGACGGUCGCAGAGCAGUUAAAACGUGGUGAGGCUGUUACGGCAGAAUAUUUUGAUCAAGUUACAAUUUUCUUUAGUGACAUAGUGGGUUUCACAACAAUAGCUGCCCAAAGUAAGCCGCUAGAGAUUGUUAACCUAUUAAAUGAUCUAUAUACCUGCUUUGACAAUAUCAUUGAUCGCCAUGAUGUCUAUAAGGUUGAGACAAUUGGAGAUUCUUACAUGGUUGUAUCUGGACUGCCCAAGCGCAAUGGCAUCCUUCAUGCUGGAGAAAUUGCCAACAUGUCCCUUGAUCUUUUGAGUGACAUGUGUCACUUUAAAAUUAAACACCUCCCAGAGAAACAGCUCCAACUUAGAAUUGGGAUUCAUUCUGGCUCAUGUGUUGCCGGUGUCGUUGGACUUAAAAUGCCACGUUACUGUUUAUUUGGAGAUACUGUCAACACAGCGUCCCGAAUGGAAUCCAGCGGGCUUGCCCUUAGGAUUCAUGUCAGUUCUCAGUGCAAGUCCUUGCUGGAUGACAUCGGCGGUUAUCACAUUGAGGAAAGAGGUUGGACGUCAAUGAAGGGAAAAGGAACACUGCUCACGUUUUUCUUAAACGGACGUGACGGCUUUCUGAAGUCUCUACCAGACCUCAGUAAAGCGGCUCCUAUGGAAGAACAUUCAUUUAAAUAAAAAACGACUAUGCAACAAAAUAUGAAAGGUGUGAAACUUAAGAGCCACUAACCAAAAAUAUCGAGAAUCCGCCGACAGUUGCAAAAUUUCCUAAUUCAUUUUAUUUUUU